AUGUCAAAAUGGAUUUGGAGAUUUUUAAGUGAAGAAAAGUCCAUAUGGAGUGGUGUGUUGGAAGGAAGGUAUGGAAGUGUGAGCAAUAGAAUAUGGGGAUGCCAAGAGCCUAUUUCAAUAUCAAUGGAAUCUCUAUGGUGGAGAGACCUUAUGGAGAUGUGUGGGGAGGAGGGAGGUGCAAUGAAGAAAAUCAAUUCCAGAUUAGGCGAUGGACACUCCAUUCUGUUUUGGAAAAGUAAAUGGUUUGGGGCAGAGGCUUUGUAUCUUCAGUUUCCAGCUCUAUUCAAUGAGAUUUCUUUCAAACAUAUCUCUGUUCUUGAGGCUGGCUUUUGGAAGGAUGCAACGUGGGAAUGGAAGCUUAUAAAAGGUGAAGAGGUGUUGGGGAGGGAGGCAUCGCUGGAGAUCAGGGAACUGCUUCACUGUUUGGGCGGUAUUUUCCCUAAGGUAGGUAUCAAGGACCGUCACGUAUGGCCUUAUGAGAGCUCCAAUUGUUUCAGUGUGAAAUCAUGCUAUAUUUUGUUCAAUCAAAAUUCUGUUGUGGUGCCUUCGGUUGGUCUAAUGGAGAGCCUUAGAUGUAAUUGGAAAGCGGCAUUGCCUUCAAAGGUGCAGAUCUUUGGAUGGAGACUGCUAAGAGACAGGAUCCCAACUAGGCGACAACUUCUUAAUAGGAAUAUUAUAUCUCUUCAGCAGGAAGUGAGGUGCGUCUUUUGUGAAGGUCAGAUUGAAGAUUCAGGGCAUAUUUUUCUGCAGUGCCCUAUGUUAGUAUCAUUGAAGUGGAGAGUCUUUUCGUGGCUGGAAAUUCAAUUGCCUAAUGUAGAAGAUUGUUGUGAAUUUUUGUUGGUUUGGACUGAACAACUGCAGGGUACCAUGAAGAACAACAUUGCUGCUGCCAUUUGGUUAACAUUCUGUUGGUGUAUUUGGAAGGUAAGAAAUGAGAUUAUAUUCACCAAUGCAAAGUUGGAUAUAGAUGAACUAUACUACAAGAUUGUUUGGUAUUCCUGGUGGUGGUUAUCAUCAACUUCACAGCUUAAGUGUAAUUUCUAUGAGUGGUAUAAAAACCCUCUUCUUUGUACACAUUGUUAG
Messenger RNA from Vicia villosa (hairy vetch), 1083 nucleotides. RefSeq lists its product as uncharacterized. The record is from RefSeq and is a predicted model, not a curated record. The coding region runs from base 1 to 1083 and encodes 360 amino acids. NCBI's taxonomy places the organism in Eukaryota, Viridiplantae, Streptophyta, Magnoliopsida, Fabales, Fabaceae. The transcript has a single exon.